UUGAUAACGACACAAAAAUUAUAGAAUUGAGGGAACGAACUCAUCAAGCAUUGCGGAGAAUUACAGUGCCCAUGGAGACGAUGAAGUUGAUAGAUACAUUUCAACGACUGGGAAUAGGGUACAAUUUCGAAGACGAGAUCAAUGCAUUAUUGAAAGGGUUUUCAGAUGGACACCCCGAUGAAGAUCUCUUAGCCAUUGCUCUACACUUUCGGUUGCUCCGACACUAUGGUUACCAAAUCUCUACCGGUACAAACUCCACACCAUGUUUGAUUUUGGGAUAA
Molecule: messenger RNA, 281 nt
Organism: Ilex paraguariensis (yerba mate)
Lineage: Eukaryota; Viridiplantae; Streptophyta; Magnoliopsida; Aquifoliales; Aquifoliaceae
Source: the annotation of a GenBank genome assembly